Chaetura pelagica (chimney swift) is the source of this 915-nucleotide messenger RNA. It is a transcript of the gene PDCD6, whose product is annotated as programmed cell death 6. NCBI's taxonomy places the organism in Eukaryota, Metazoa, Chordata, Aves, Apodiformes, Apodidae. Gene Ontology annotation, molecular function: calcium ion binding. The transcript is spliced from 5 exons. The record is from RefSeq and is a predicted model, not a curated record. Bases 112 to 477 code for a protein of 121 amino acids.
AGGGUUGAUAAAGACAGGAGUGGAGUAAUAUCUGAUAAUGAACUUCAGCAAGCACUAUCCAAUGGCACGUGGACUCCGUUUAAUCCAGCAACAGUGAGGUCAAUUCUUGGCAUGUUUGACAGAGAAAACAAAGGGGGUGUGAACUUCAAUGAAUUCACAGGAGUCUGGAAGUACAUCACAGAUUGGCAGAAUGUGUUUCGAACGUAUGACAGAGACAAUUCUGGGAUGAUUGACAAAAAUGAACUAAAACAAGCACUAACAGGUUUUGGUUACCGACUGUCUGAUCAAUUCUAUGAUGUCCUUAUUCGGAAGUUUGACAGACAAGGAAGAGGACAAGUUGCUUUUGAUGACUUUAUUCAGUGCUGUGUUGUUUUACAGAGGCUGACUGAUGUGUUCCGACGGUACGAUACUGAUCAAGAUGGCUGGAUUCAGGUGUCCUAUGAGCAGUAUCUUUCCAUGGUCUUCAGCAUCGUAUGAUACUGAUAACUAGCAACUGCUCACUGGCAUUACACAGACUGGAGUUGCCAAACUGUCUUGUACUGAAUAAGAUUACUGAUGUAUCAUCAUGGAUAUAACUUCAUAUUCUUAAGUUUUACAUGUUGGUCAUCACAUUCAGAAUCUGUACUUGAGUUGAUUUUUAUUUUGUAUGAGUAUGAUAUGACCAUCUCUGCUUACUGUAGGACAGAAAGCACAGAAUCUAGAUUUAAGUGGUGCAAUGUCAAACUUAACCUUCUUCCACAUAUCCUGCAUGGGUUAAAACAAGUCUUUAGAAAUGCCAAAUUAAAAUCAUGCUUGUUAGUUGGUAAGAAUUGAAAGUCAGAAGUUGCACAACAUGUUUUGCAUGUGCCUUACUUUUAUAAGAGUUUAAUGUAUUAAUUUUUAAUACAGAAUUUAAAAUUAAGUAAAAAUAUUAGA